Bombina bombina (fire-bellied toad) is the source of this 846-nucleotide messenger RNA. It is a transcript of the gene PHPT1, whose product is annotated as phosphohistidine phosphatase 1. Bases 14 to 379 code for a protein of 121 amino acids. The transcript is spliced from 3 exons. Gene Ontology annotation, cellular component: cytosol. Gene Ontology annotation, biological process: peptidyl-histidine dephosphorylation. Gene Ontology annotation, molecular function: protein histidine phosphatase activity. Lineage: Eukaryota; Metazoa; Chordata; Amphibia; Anura; Bombinatoridae. The record is from RefSeq and is a predicted model, not a curated record.
AUCUCGAAACAAGAUGGCGGCUGCAGGUUUGGUGCAUAUACCUGAGGUUGAUAUAGACCCAGACGGCGUGUUCAAGUAUGUGCUUAUUCGCGUGCACGUGAAGGAGGGCUCGGACGAGUAUAAAGAUAUUGUGCGGGGCUACAGCUGGGCAGAGUAUCACGCCGACAUCUAUGAUAAAGCGUCAUCUGAUAUAGAGAAGAAUGAAUACGACUGUGAAUGUCUGGGCGGCGGUAGAAUUCGCCACUCCAGUAAGGACAAGAAAAUUCACAUCUAUGGAUACUCCUUGGGUUUUGGUCGGGCGAGGCAUGCCGUAUCUAUGGAGAAAAUCAAAGCCAAGUAUCCAGACUACGAAGUCACCUGGUCAGACGAGGGGUAUUAACUAAACCAAAUAUAAACUGAACAGCACAGGGUAUCCAAGUCCCAAUAAAAGACGUUGCAUGUGCCACUCAUGUAAACGUAAUGUGCCUUGUACCUUAUAAAGCACUUAAGAGCCCUGUAUUGUAGAUGACAUUAUGACCAGCCUCUAGUUUUGCAGAAGGAAGAAAAUCCAAACCACGUCUUCGUGCAGUUGGUUGUGCAUUAUUUUAUUUACAGUACAUUUUUUCUUUUUAUGCCUCUACAUUUUUUUGGGAUAUGUUAUUUCCCCAUAAAGAAUAUUGUUUGGGGAUAUGUUAUUCCACGGCAGCUAUAUGCCUACAGAUUUGCUGUAGUGCCUCCCUCCUACCCAUUGAUAGGUUUUACUCUCUGCUCUGCAAUAGCUAGUAAUGUCUGGAGUGGCUAUUGAUAGUUUUCACCAUCUCUGCUUUGUAUGUAUGUAUAAAAAAAUAAAAAUAAAUAGUAACAGAA